UGUAGAAAUUAUAGCAGCACACAAAAAUACCACUUACAGAAAAAAAAAAAAAAAAAAAAAAAAAAAAAAAAAAAAGAAGAAGAAGAAGAAGAAAAGAGGAAAGGUCAUAUUUAGACGGACAAGACAAGAAUAAUCAGAGGAAUAUAUUAGACCUUGUUUUUUUUGAGAGAGAAAAUAGAAAGAGAGAGUGGCCGUUGCAACGGCCACUCCCUCACCCUCCACCUCAACAUUUCUGGCUGGAAUUGCAAGUCAAUGUAAAAUUUCAUCUCAAUCAAUCCAUCAUUCCUCUCUUUCUCUUUCCCCCAAAAACAAACAAUAUCCCAUCCCCCACUUUCUCUCCAUUUUCUCGGGAAAAAAAACAAAACAGAAAAAAAAAGAGACGCCUCCCCAAAAAAGAAAAAACCCAGAAUUUUUUUUGUGAUUUUCCCAGCCUCCAAUUGGCCUGGCCUGGUGCAUCACCAUCGUUUUCACCAUCAAUUUUGUGUUUUUCUGGGUGCCCAAACGGUGGUGAUUGCUGGGCAUGAGGUAGAUUUUUUUUAAAAAAAUAUUUAUUUAAUUCUUGAGUUUUCAGUUUUUCAUUUUCUUUUUGUUCGAUUGUAGAGUUUUCCAUUUCGAGGGUGGUUUGGGAAACUUGAAAUUAUUGUACUUUGAAGAUGCAAAACAAUAUAUUUACCACAAUGCGUAGCUUGAAGAUCAUGGAUGGGUGUAAAGGAACUCAAGUUUUCGCCAUUAAUCCUUCGGGAACCACCACCACCACCACCACCAACAAUGGCGGUAGUGGUGGUGGGGGAGGAGACACACUUCCUCAUCACCCCCAAGACCAUCCCCGGGGCACCUCCUCCGAUCUCCUCGAGCCCCAAAUCGAACCCUCCCUCAAGUCCGUCGAUUUUGUCGAAACCCUAGCUGAUGUCUACCGUAGGAUUGAUCAUUGCCCCCAAUUCGAGAAAUCCAAGAUGUAUAUGGAGCAAUGUGCUAUAUUUCGGGGUCUGUCCGAUCCAAAAUUGUUCCGACGGAGCCUCCGGUCGGCCAGGCAGCACGCGGUGGACGUACACACGAAGGUGGUGCUAGCUGCGUGGUUGAGGUAUGAGAGGAGAGAGGACGAGCUUAUUGGGUCGUCGGCAAUGGAUUGCUGUGGUAGAAAUGUGGAAUGUCCUAAGGCUAGUUUAGUUUCUGGGUAUGACCCUGAAUCUGCUUUUGAGUCUUGUAUUUGUUCUCGGGCCCCUGGCGGGGAAGAAGAUGACACACCUCGCCGGGAAGAAGAUGACACUCCUCGCGGGGAUGAAGAUGACGAUGAUUUUGUGAUGGUGGGGGAUGAGGAAUGUUCGACUUCGGAGGAGGAUGGUAAUAUGUCGUUUUGUAUUGGAGAUGCUGAGGUUAGGUGUGUAAGAUACAAAAUUGCCUCGCUUUCGAUACCUUUUUAUGCAAUGUUGUAUGGCAACUUCAAGGAGAGGCGAAGGGAGAAGAUAAAUUUCACGCAGAAUGGGAUCUCUGUGGAGGCAAUGAGAGCAGUGGAGAUUUUUAGCAGGACUAAGAGAGUAGAUUAUUUUGAUGUGAGGAUUGUUUUGGACCUUCUCUCUUUUGCAAACAGGUUUUGUUGUGAUGAUAUGAAGUCGGCUUGCGAUUCUCAUUUGGCAUCUCUGGUUUGUGAACUGGAGGAUGCAAUGCUGCUUAUUGACUAUGGAUUGGAGGAGACUGCUCAUCUUCUAGUGGCAGCUUGUUUGCAGGUGUUUCUGAGAGAGCUCCCCAGUUCAUUGCAUAAUCCUCAUAUGAUGAGAUUAUUUUGUAAUUCAGAAGCAAGGCAAAGAUUGACUAUGGCAGGGCAUGCUUCUUUUAUUUUGUAUUAUUUCCUCAGCCAGAUUGCCAUGGAGGAAGACAUGAGAUCGAACACGACGGUGAUGCUUCUAGAGAGGCUGGGAGAGUGUGCCACAGAAAGUUGGCAGAAGCAACUUGCAUUCCAUCAGUUAGGUGUGGUGAUGCUUGAGAGGAAAGAAUAUAAAGAUGCUCAGUGGUGGUUUGAAGCAGCUGUUGAGGUUGGUCAUAUUUAUUCCUUGGUGGGUGUUGCAAGGGCCAAGUUCAAGCGUGGUCAUAAGUAUGCAGCGUACAAGCAGAUGAACUCUCUCAUUUCUGAUUAUACACCGGUUGGGUGGAUGUAUCAGGAUCGAUCUCUGUAUUGUAUUGGAAAGGAAAAGAUGAUGGAUUUGACAACUGCUACUCAAUUGGAUCCAACUCUAUCUUAUCCAUACAAGUUAAGGGCUGUUUGUCUGUUGGAGGAGAACCAAGUUGAAGCAGGUAUCACAGAGAUCAACAAGAUAAUUAGUUUCAAGGUCUCCCCUGAUUGUCUUGAAUUGCGGGCUUGGUUUUCAAUUGCCCUAGAAGAUUUUGAAGGAGCUCUCAGAGACGUCCGAGCACUCUUGACUUUGGACCCAAAUUACAUGAUGUUUCAUGGAAAAAUGCACGGUGACCAUCUGGUAGAGCUGCUCCGCCCUCUUGUUCAACAAUGGAGUCAGGCUGAUUGUUGGAUGCAACUAUAUGAUCGAUGGUCCUCUGUUGAUGAUAUUGGUUCUCUAGCUGUUGUACAUCAUAUGUUGGCAAAUGACCCUGGGAAGAGCCUUCUACGCUUUAGGCAAUCUCUCCUUCUGUUACGGUUAAAUUGUCAAAAGGCUGCUAUGCAUAGUCUGCGGUUAGCUAGAAAUCAUUCUAGUUCUGAGCAUGAACGGCUUGUCUAUGAAGGAUGGAUAUUGUAUGACACUGGUCAUCGUGAAGAAGCUUUGGCAAAGGCAGAGGAGUCCAUUUCUAUCCAGAGAUCAUUUGAAGCAUUUUUUCUUAAAGCGUAUGCUUUAGCAGACUCAAGUCUUGAUUCUGAGUCCUCAACAUAUGUGAUCCAACUUCUGGAGGAAGCACUUAGAUGCCCUUCAGAUGGCCUUAGAAAAGGACAAGCACUAAAUAAUUUAGGAAGUGUGUACGUAGAUUCUGAUAAGCUGGAUCUUGCUGCUGACUGCUACACAAAUGCACUCAACAUUAAGCAUACACGAGCACAUCAGGGUCUAGCACGAGUAUAUCAUCUUAAAAAUCACCGCAAAGCUGCAUAUGAUGAGAUGACGAAGCUGAUAGAGAAGGCGCGAAACAAUGCAUCAGCUUAUGAGAAACGUUCAGAAUACUGUGACCGUGACAUGGCAAAAAAUGAUCUAAGUACGGCUACACAAUUAGAUCCCCUGAGGACGUAUCCAUACAGAUAUAGGGCAGCAGUUUUGAUGGAUGAUCACAAAGAAGCAGAAGCUAUAGAAGAACUAAGUAAAGCCAUUUCUUUCAAACCGGACCUGCAGCUGCUACAUCUUCGAGGAGCAUUUCACGAAUCAAUGGGUGACUUUGUCUCCACUGUGCGAGACUGUGAAGCAGCCCUCUGUCUUGAUCCCAACCAUGCUGACACUCAUGAUCUCUAUGCUAAAGCACGGGAGCGCGUUAAUGAACAACUGAAGUGAGAGAAUCACAGAGCCAUUAUUCUUUAUUGUAUGGAGGCAAUCAUGCUGUUGCUACCUGAUUCUUUUAAUGUGGAAAAGGCCAGCAAUUGUCAGCAUAGGUGCUCCUUUGGAUUUUGUCUCUAGAAAUCUACAAUUGUAGAUUUCCAUGGCUUGAAGAGUGGAAGCCAGGAAAGAAUUUGGAUUCAUAAGGAAGGAAAGUAGAGGAGCAAGAUAGCAUGUAAAUAUCAACUGUUUAUUGAUUGGAUCAAUUUAUUUAAGUAGAGCAGAGACCUGCUGCUGCUACUGUCUGAUAUACUACUCCAGCAAAGACGGGAGCAGAAGUAAACCACGGCGAAAAGAAUCUUGUACAUGAUAUGUAAGCUUGUGAUGCGUGUUUGUCCAAUUUAGAUGUCUACUUUGUGUUGUUUUCGGCCAAGCGGUUUGCAAUGUGUUCUAAUCUUUAUCAUUCUGUUCUCUCAUUCGUUGUAUAACCUUCAUGGUUUUCCAUUAUGACCGACACGAAAAUGAUUUAUUUUUACAGAGGCUUAAUGGGGCCAAAUUCAAAGCCAGUUCUGCAUUUUCCACUU
Molecule: messenger RNA, 4045 nt
Organism: Prunus mume (Japanese apricot)
Lineage: Eukaryota; Viridiplantae; Streptophyta; Magnoliopsida; Rosales; Rosaceae
Source: RefSeq, a predicted model, not a curated record